Nothobranchius furzeri (turquoise killifish) is the source of this 4672-nucleotide messenger RNA. The record is from RefSeq and is a predicted model, not a curated record. Lineage: Eukaryota; Metazoa; Chordata; Actinopteri; Cyprinodontiformes; Nothobranchiidae.
GUACUCACUCUCAAAAACUAUCUCUGAGUAUGUUCACAGGAGAGGGAGCGGCAGCUGCAUCGCAUCAGCUGAUUCAGCUGGUCUACUACUGAAGAUGGUGAACACAGCUCGACGCCGGAUGAUUAUUACGACUUGGUAGUGCCCAGCCCUCGCUUUAGCUCUCUUGGUUUCUCGUGAUUAAUCUCAGUGUAUUUUUGGCUCUUGUACGUUUUUGGACCUUGUGUAAUCUUUGUAUUUUUGGACUCACCCACCUCAGGCUCUCCGCUCAUCUGGACUCACUCACUCGAACUCCAUUGGACUCCUGGACUCCGCAUUCAGCCACGUUCAUCAUCCUCCUCCCAGACCGUCCCGCUCACACCAUCCUCCUCCCGACCGACCCGCUCUCACUCUCAAACCCUGCGCCCCCUCUCCAGCUCAGGAGAUCUCCCUUCUGGAUCAUCCCCGGCUCUCUACCUCCCCUCAUUCCCCAAACCAAAUCAACUCCCGUAAGUCCCCUCUCAGUAUUCCUGCCUAGACUGUUUAUCUCCUGGACUCACCUCUGGUUUGCUCUCCCUCAGACCCUGGUUCCCGUAUUCUCCCCCUGAUCCGCUGGAAUUCUCAGCGUGCCCUAAGUUCCCCUAAAUAAUAAAUUCUGCUUUACUUACCUUCAUUCUGUGUAUGGAGUUGUGAUUCUGCAUGUCUUGGGUUAGACUCAUCCCCAAAACCAUGACAGGUGAUGCCUCAUUUGUUGUCACUCAUUAAUUAGUCAGCUCUGACUUCGCAGAAUCGCCUGACCUCCUUUCUCCACCUCGAUAUUUUAGAUGCAUUCUUAAUUAAUUCUUGUGGGGAUAAACUAAAGAUCUUUUUUUAUCAUGUUACAAAAAUCUGCUGUGUUGUGACUCAUCAGCAUCAUUAUUCUCGUCCAAGGGCAUGAAGGAGGAGGCGUGUCCUAUUUGAGAAAAACUUAUCGCCUUUAACUAAUUUAGUUUGAGUUGAAUUUAUGGAAAUUGCUGCAGUGUCCUUUCACUCUCAGGCCACAGAAGCUCCAAGUUGAUGAAAAUCUCUUAAAUCAUUUACUGAGCUUGUCCAUUUUCAUUUUUUUUCUCCUCAUCAGCGAUGAACUGAAAAGGCAAAGCUGAACAGUGAGUUUUGCCCUGAGUCUCGGACCCCAGAGUCACUGCUCUAAUCAUCUCUGUGUGACUCGAUCCAUCUAUGAGAGACGAGUUGGACCACGCAGGAUAAAAGCACAGAAAGCGAGAUGCCAAAGGACAGUACCUGUUUGACCUGAUCUGCCACCACCUCAACCUGCUGGAGAAAGACUAUUUUGGCAUCAGAUAUGUCGAUCCAGACAAGCAAAGACACUGGUUGGAGUUUUCAAAGUCAAUCGCCAAACAAAUGAAGUCUCAGCCUCCAUUCACCAUGUGUUUACGCGUCAAGUUUUAUCCACCAGACCCCGUUUCUCUGAAAGAGGAAAUCACCAGAUAUCUCGUGUUUCUGCAGGUUAAGAGGGACCUUUACCACGGCCGCCUUCUGUGCAAGACAUCAGACGCAGCUCUACUGGCUGCCUACAUAUUACAAGCUGAAAUUGGCGACUACGACCCCGGGAAACACCCAGAAGGUUACAGCUCUAAGUUCCAGUUCUUCCCCAAACACUCAGAAAAGCUGGAGCGGCGGAUUGCAGAGAUCCACAAGACUGAGCUUAUAGGUCAGACUCCUGAAACAUCAGAGCUCAACUUCCUCCAGAAAGCCCAGACUCUGGAGACAUAUGGAGUGGAUCCUCAUCCAUGCAAGGAUGUGUCCCGGAAUCCAGCUUUUCUGGCUUUUACCCCUUUUGGAUUCACUGUACUGCAAGGAAACAGGAGGAUUCAUUUCCUCACAUGGGAGGAGGUGACCAAACUCAAGUUUGAAGCAAAGACGUUCCAUAUAUAUGCAACUCAGAGUGAGGACAGGAAGAUUAUCCUGACUUAUUUUGCACCGACACCAGAAGCCUGUAAGCAUCUAUGGAAGUGUGGAGUUGAGAAUCAGGCCUUCUACAAGUUGGAGAAAUCAAGCCAAGUCCGCACUGUGUCCAGUAGUAAUCUCUUCUUUAAGGGUAGCCGCUUUAGAUACAGUGGAAAGGUUGCAAAAGAAGUGAUGGAACAAAGUGCCAAAAUUAAAAGAGACCCACCGGAGAUCCACAGGGCUGGCAUGGUUCCCAGCAGAAGUUGUCCAUCAAUCACACACGGACCUCGCCUGACCAGUGUGCCAAGAACCCGCCGACGAGCCGUCCACAUCUCCAUAAUGGAAGGUUUGGAGUCUCUGCGAGACAGUGCCCACUCCACGCCUGUGCGCUCUGUCUCCCAUGGCGACUCCUUUAUGAGUUCCCGGGGCCAGAUGGAUGACGGCAGCGAGGCGAGUGUGUCGGCAGUCAUCUCCGACGAGACCUACAGCCCUUCAGACAGCGUGCUGCCCACGCCGGUGGCGGAGCACGGGAUGGAGAUGCCUUUAGCCCGUCACCUCAACGGGGCGCCCUGCAGCAUUGAUGAGGAGAAGGAGUCAGGGGCUAUGAGGGAGGGGCAGGCAGAGUCGGGGCCCAGCAGGAGGGCACUGCGUAAAGUCAGGAGCAAGCCUUCACCAUCCAGUGAUGUAGAGGAGCUGAACAAGUUCAUCUUAAGUGUGCUGCGCCUGUUUCUGGUCACCAUCGGACUGCUGUUCGCCCUGCUGCUGCUGCUCAUCAUGCUGACCGAGUCGGACCUGGACAUCGCCUUCUUGAGAGACAUCCGCAAGACCCCCGAGUUCCAGCAGUUCCACUUUGAAUAUUUCUGCCCCUUGCGGCAGUGGUUCGCUUGCAAGUUACGAUGGAUGGGGGGGUUUCUCGUCAGCAAAUGAGAGCGACUAAACCCAGAGGCGGGGCACAGGUCAGCAGGUGGGGCAGAGGAAACGUGACUGCCUUGUUAAUAAAACCGGCUUCUCCCAGGAAACAUUUAACAAAUCCUGUCACAAGUCACGAACUCUUUUGUCACAUCUUGUUUUAGCUCGCCUCGAGGUAACUUUCUUUCACACAGAAACAGGGUUAAAAUGGAGCCGUGUCUUAUAGACUUCACUAUUCAGCCAGAGAUGAUAAAUGCCUUUAUUUUUAAAUGUAUUCAUACAUUAGCAUUGCUGUCGCAGGGGAAACACAUCUAGUUUGGGUUUGUUUCACACAAACAGAAUUUAGAUCAAUGUUCUGGGAGAAACCAGCCGAACAGCAACAUUUCUGAUUUAUUACAACUGCUGUUUCAGAGAUUUGCAGACAGAGGCGCACUGUCGGCUCCAAAGCAACUCUUCACACACACUGUUUACUAGGUGCAGUUUGCUCAACUAGUAAAAAGUAGUAGCAAUAGCUUUAUGACACAAGUGCGUUCUGGGUGCCUGCACGUGUGACCCAUCUGUUCUGUUGUAGAGGGAACUUUGCGUCUGUGUUCGCGAUUGUUUUUGUCCUAAAGAUGAUGAGUGUGUGGUGGGUGUGUGUGUGUGUGUGUGUACUCCAAUAGUUGGUGAGUUCAUCUUGAUGUGCAAUAAUGUUAAUAGAUAUUGAAGACUGAGAUCCUUUCCAUUAAUUGGAAUUUUGACUUUAUUGGAGUUUGUAAAAUUACAAAAUCAGGUUUUUUUUGGACCCUUCUUGAGUGAAACUUUUAGCCCUUCUGUGUUAAAACGUAUGCAUCUAUCUGCAAAGUUACGUGGAUUUAACUCGUUUCCAUUGUUAAGCAACACAUGGAGGUUUUAUUCUGGUGGAUUUGUCGUUUUUGAUCUGAAGAUAAUUAAUGUUUACGUCCUGCAACGUCAUCACCAACGAAAGAGCCCUCUGUUGUCGUGAGGCUGUUCUAGCCUUCGGCCUUAUUUACUCUGAUCUUACAGCCCUCAGCGUGUCGUUACCGCCCUAAAAAUACAAGUUUCCAAAAAGGGCUCAGGACGAAAGCGAGUGUAAAAGCUGUGUGUCACAUAUCCAAAAUUAGGGAUUACUGAGAGCAAAGGAUGAUUAAUAACUAACAAAGUAAUCUACAAAACAAAAUAAGUAUUUAACUAAAUGUUUUUAUUCAAGAACUUACACAGAUCUAAUUGUUUUCACCCUUUAAUUAAAAGAUAGUGGUUCCUAAAUCUGGCAGACAUUUAUUUUAAUUUCUCAGAUUUUGUUUCAUCUUGUUGAUCAUGAAGAGUUUAGCCAAGAGCUAAAUAUACGUUUAAUAUUUCAGUUUAAAUUAUCACCACUAACUAGAAAAGUGCAGACACUAAAGUUUGAUUCAAACUAAAUGCAUGAAAGGAACUCCGCUUUGUUCUUGAAGACAUUUGCUCUUAAAUAAAGCAUUUGGGCAUCUUGUUCUAAUUUUGCUUUGGAACAAAUCUUAUGCGAGUGAGAUGUGAAAGUAUUUCUUUUGGCCAACAUGCAGCAUUUUCUAGUAUUCGGAGACUCACUUGUGUGUUAUUUUGUUUAUAUACAGUUUAUUUAAGUUGUCUGAACUCGUUUUACACAAACUGACGCGAUGAAAGUUGAACUUUUAAGAAACUUUCCCUCUCUGGAUCACGUCUUAGACGUGUCCCAACCUUACCUAGGUCCAGCACACCACAGCGUCUCUGUAAGCACGUGUCCUGCAUCAUUACCUCCAGGCAAGACUUCUUCUAGCAACCAUUGAAGACUGGUGUAUAAUGUAUUAAUAAAUAUAAUCUAUUCUUUUUA